Messenger RNA from Tupaia belangeri chinensis (Chinese tree shrew), 1235 nucleotides. It is a transcript of the gene KDELR1, whose product is annotated as KDEL endoplasmic reticulum protein retention receptor 1. Gene Ontology annotation, molecular function: ER lumen protein retrieval receptor activity. The transcript has 5 exons. Gene Ontology annotation, cellular component: membrane. Bases 157 to 795 code for a protein of 212 amino acids. NCBI's taxonomy places the organism in Eukaryota, Metazoa, Chordata, Mammalia, Scandentia, Tupaiidae. The record is from RefSeq and is a predicted model, not a curated record. Gene Ontology annotation, biological process: protein retention in ER lumen.
UCGGCCCCCCCUCCUAGGGACCCCUCCCCGGAUCGGAGCCCACCCGAGGAGCCCUCUCCCGACCCCCAGCCCACCGCCCGGCCAGUACAGCAGCCCGGGGGGCCGCCCCCGCCCGCCUGCCUCUCUGCAGCUCAGCCCUGCCAGAGCCCCCCAGCCAUGAAUCUUUUCCGAUUCCUGGGAGACCUCUCCCACCUCUUAGCCAUCAUCUUGCUACUGCUCAAAAUCUGGAAGUCCCGCUCUUGUGCCGGGAUUUCGGGGAAGAGCCAGGUGCUGUUCGCCGUGGUGUUCACUGCCCGCUACCUGGACCUCUUCACCAACUACAUCUCCCUCUACAACACGUGCAUGAAGGUGGUCUACAUAGCCUGCUCCUUCACCACGGUCUGGAUGAUUUAUAGUAAGUUCAAAGCCACUUAUGAUGGAAACCACGACACGUUCCGGGUGGAGUUUCUCGUCGUUCCCACGGCCAUCCUGGCGUUCCUGGUCAACCAUGACUUCACGCCUCUAGAGAUCCUCUGGACCUUCUCCAUCUACCUGGAGUCAGUGGCCAUCUUGCCACAGCUGUUCAUGGUGAGCAAGACGGGCGAGGCGGAGACCAUCACCAGCCACUACUUGUUCGCCCUGGGCGUCUACCGCACGCUCUAUCUCUUCAACUGGAUCUGGCGCUACCACUUCGAGGGCUUCUUUGACCUCAUCGCCAUUGUGGCAGGCCUGGUCCAGACAGUCCUCUACUGCGACUUCUUCUACCUCUACAUCACCAAAGUACUGAAGGGGAAGAAGCUGAGUUUGCCGGCAUAGCCCUGGUCCCUGCCAUCCCUGUCCUCAGCAGCUGCAACGGCAGCGGCGGCGGGAGGCAGGCAGCACAGACGAAGAGCCUUCCCAGCCAGGGGUGACUUUUUUAAAGAACCAAGCUCUCCCCGCUCCCCGUCCCCCCUCCUGCCGGGUUGUGGGGGGGCAGUGGAGAACCCAUGUUUUGGGGAGCUCAGGACCUGGGCUGUUUGUAGUUUUUUGCCUUUUAGAGAAGAAAAAAAAUCUUUCCACUAUUUAGUUUUUGAUUCUAAUGACGCUUUUCUCUUCUAUUCUCUGGCCCCGAUUUUUAUAAACUGUUUUUGUGUGUCCUACGGGCCUGGGUAGGGUCGGAGGUCUUUCCCUUCCCCAAGCCCCUUGGCUCCCUCCCAGAUCUCACCCCCAGCCCCUCUGGUUGCCAAACACUACAUCUACCGACACCCACCUGCCUG